Mirounga angustirostris (Northern elephant seal) is the source of this 6041-nucleotide messenger RNA. It is a transcript of the gene WASHC4, whose product is annotated as WASH complex subunit 4. The transcript has 30 exons. The record is from RefSeq and is a predicted model, not a curated record. Gene Ontology annotation, biological process: endosome organization; endosomal transport. Lineage: Eukaryota; Metazoa; Chordata; Mammalia; Carnivora; Phocidae. Gene Ontology annotation, cellular component: endosome; WASH complex. Bases 70 to 3258 code for a protein of 1062 amino acids.
GCGGCCGGGGUGAGGCCGCCGUGGGCGCCCAGGCUGGUUGGUUCUGUGACUAGGGGAGGCGCCGGGGUGAUGGCGGUGGAGACUCUGUCGCCGGACUGGGAGUUCGACCGCGUUGACGACGGCUCACAGAAAAUUCAUGCUGAAGUCCAACUUAAGAAUUACGGGAAAUUUCUUGAGGAGUAUACAUCUCAAUUGAGAAGAAUUGAAGAUGCACUGGAUGAUUCAAUUGGUGAUGUUUGGGAUUUCAAUCUUGAUCCAAUAGCAUUAAAGCUUUUGCCUUAUGAGCAGUCUUCCCUUUUGGAACUCAUAAAGACUGAAAACAAGGUCUUGAACAAAGUCAUCACUGUUUAUGCUGCACUUUGUUGUGAAAUCAAGAAAUUAAAGUAUGAGGCUGAAACUAAAUUUUAUAAUGGUCUCUUGUUUUAUGGAGAAGGAGCUACAGAUUCCAGCAUGGUGGAAGGUGAUUGCCAAAUUCAAAUGGGAAGAUUUAUUUCAUUCUUACAGGAACUGUCUUGUUUUGUUACGAGGUGCUAUGAAGUGGUGAUGAACAUAGUCCAUCAAUUGGCUGCCCUCUAUAUCAGUAACAAGAUUGCACCCAAAAUUAUAGAGACAACUGGAGUUCAUUUUCAGACUAUGUAUGAGCACUUGGGAGAGCUGCUAACAGUUUUGCUUACCCUGGAUGAAAUUAUUGAUAAUCAUGUCACAUUGAAAGAGCACUGGACUAUGUACAAAAGGUUACUGAAAUCUGUCCAUCACAAUCCUUCAAAAUUUGGAAUUCAGGAAGAAAAACUAAAGCCAUUUGAAAAGUUCUUGCUGAAGCUAGAAGGGCAGUUACUUGAUGGAAUGAUAUUUCAGGCCUGUAUAGAACAGCAGUUUGAUUCUCUCAAUGGAGGAGUAUCUGUGUCAAAAAAUAGCACUUUUGCUGAAGAAUUUGCGCAUAGUAUUCGCUCAAUUUUUGCAAAUGUAGAAGCCAAACUUGGAGAACCUUCUGAAAUUGACCAGAGAGACAAGUAUGUUGGAAUUUGUGGACUUUUUGUACUGCAUUUUCAAAUUUUUCGAACUAUUGAUAAAAAGUUUUAUAAGUCUUUGUUGGACAUUUGUAAGAAGGUACCAGCCAUCACUCUAACUGCUAAUAUUAUUUGGUUUCCUGAUAAUUUUUUGAUCCAGAAAAUACCAGCAGCUGCCAAACUUCUAGACAGAAAAAGUCUUCAAGCCAUUAAAAUACACAGAGAUACUUUCCUACAGCAGAAAGCUCAAUCACUUACCAAAGAUGUACAGUCUUACUACGUCUUUGUGAGCUCAUGGAUGAUGAAAAUGGAAUCUAUUUUAUCUAAAGAGCAGAGAAUGGAUAAAUUUGCUGAAGACCUCACCAGUAGAUGUAAUGUUUUUAUACAGGGCUUCUUGUAUGCAUACAGUAUUAGUACCAUUAUUAAAACCACAAUGAAUCUCUACAUGUCGAUGCAAAAACCAAUGACCAAAACCUCAGUUAAGGCAUUAUGCAGGCUUGUUGAACUUCUCAAGGCAAUAGAGCAUAUGUUCUACAGAAGAAGCAUGGUUGUGGCUGAUUCGGUCUCACAUAUAACACAGCACCUUCAACAUCAGGCUCUUAAUUCUAUUUCUGUGGCAAAGAAAAGAGUAAUUUCUGACAAAAAAUAUAGCGAACAGCGUCUUGAUGUGCUCUCUGCUCUAGUUUUGGCUGAAAACACUCUAAAUGGACCAAGCACAAGGCAACGACGACUUAUUGUUUCUUUGGCACUAAGUGUUGGCACACAAAUGAAAACAUUUAAAGAUGAAGAACUCUUUCCACUGCAAGUAGUCAUGAAAAAGCUGGAUCUUAUCAGUGAGCUUAGAGAAAGAGUCCAAACACAGUGUGACUGUUGUUUUUUAUACUGGCACCGAGCUGUCUUCCCAAUUUAUUUAGAUGAUGUAUAUGAAAAUGCUGUUGAUGCAGCCAGAUUACAUUACAUGUUCAGUGCUUUACGGGACUGUGUACCUGCUAUGAUGCAUGCAAGGCAUUUAGAGUCCUAUGAAAUACUUCUGGAUUGCUAUGACAAAGAAAUUAUGGAAAUUUUAAAUGAGCAUUUACUGGACAAAUUAUGCAAGGAAAUAGAGAAGGAUCUGCGACUUUCUGUGCACACUCAUUUAAAACUGGAUGACCGAAACCCUUUCAAAGUUGGCAUGAAAGACCUGGCCCUUUUUUUCUCUUUGAAUCCAAUUCGAUUUUUCAAUCGUUUCAUUGACAUUCGAGCUUAUGUAACUCACUACCUAGACAAGACUUUCUACAAUCUAACAACAGUGGCUCUUCAUGACUGGGCCACUUACAGCGAAAUGAGAAAUUUAGCUACCCAGCGUUAUGGAUUGAUUAUGACAGAGGCUCAUCUUCCUAGUCAGACUUUGGAACAGGGCCUGGAUGUUUUGGAAAUUAUGAGAAAUAUCCAUAUAUUUGUGUCUCGAUACCUCUAUAAUCUCAACAAUCAGAUUUUUAUUGAACGAACAAGCAAUAACAAACAUUUGAACACUAUUAAUAUUCGGCAUAUUGCUAAUUCAAUUCGAACACAUGGCACAGGAAUCAUGAAUACAACAGUUAAUUUCACCUACCAGUUUUUGAAAAAGAAGUUCUAUAUAUUCAGCCAAUUUAUGUAUGAUGAACAUAUCAAAUCUCGAUUGAUUAAAGAUAUUCGGUUUUUCAGGGAAGUCAAGGACCAAAAUGAUCAUAAGUAUCCUUUUGAAAGAGCAGAAAAAUUCAACCGUGGCAUCAGAAAACUUGGAAUUACCCCAGAGGGACAAAGCUACCUUGAUCAGUUCAGGCAACUCAUCAGCCAGAUUGGUAACGCGAUGGGCUAUAUACGGAUGAUAAGAUCUGGUGGCCUCCACUGUAGCAGCAACGCCAUCAGAUUUGUGCCUGAUCUUGAAGAUAUUGUAAAUUUUGAAGAACUAGUAAAAGAAGAAGGUCUUGCAGAAGAAACAUUAAAAGCAGCAAGAAGAGACAAAAACAAGCAAUGGAGACCUGUCCGACAGCACUGUGUCUGCAGAUCCUGUGGUCAAAUGAUACUGAUGGCUAGCAGAUGUGCCUGUGGAGAGUCCUGUGAAGUGAAGCCGUGGAAGGGCCACUCCGGAUUCCUAAACUGCUGCCUCAGAGCUCUUGUAACCUGCGUGAGGGUUUUUCAUUUGUAUUUGCAUAGGUCUUGGAUCCAUUUUUGUCUCAGUCAUUGGAAAUUCAGUGCAUAUGCUAUGUACAGCCAGCAAAUACAUGUUUAAACAAAAUGAAUGAAACCUGAAAUUGAUGAAGCAUACAUAUCAAUAUUCUUAUAACAGGAAUAUGUAAAGGUGGUUUUGAUAGUAGAGGUGAGGCACAAGUAUGUUACGUACCUUUAAUGUACAGUGUAAAACUGAUUCACUGUUACUUUCAUGUGACUCACGAGAGCUGUUAAUGUCUUUGGUAAGACAUUUUAUAACUAGUUUACAUUGCUUUGAAAACAUGUAACCUCCAACAACUGCUUUAAGACUUACUUAAUACUCAAGAUGAAAGAAAAUUCAGAGAAAGCCAUAAGAGUCCUGCUUGAAGCUUCACUUUUGGUUGAAGGCACUACGUAUGAUAUCAGAGAAAAUUAUACGGAUUUUUAUUUUCACAUCCAAACUCAGGUUUCUUCUACAUGAGGUUGAAUUGAAAUCUUGGUGAUAGUUUGGGCAGACUUUUUCUUUAAACCAAGUAUAAUCUAAGACAUCAGAUUAAGCACUGUGCAGGCUUUUUAAAAAUUACCACUGUGACAAUAAAGUUCUAAUAACUUAAAUCAUUUACUGAUUUAAAAAGUACAGUAAGAUUUUGAGUAAAUUUAGUUCCUGGCAGGCUACUAGCUUUAUUUUUGUAAAGAUUAUGUCAGUUAAUAAUUAAAUGGUUAAUCAUGACCUAUAUAUAAUCUUUUAAUAUGAUACAGUGAUACUUUUACAAAGAAAACAAAGUUUAAAACUGUACACGUAAUACAUCAUUUGGGAAAUACUUGAUUUUUCCAUUGCACUUGCCUAUUAAGCAUUUCUUUGGGUAUAUCCUGCAAGGAAUUCUAACGUUGUUUGAUUUCCAGCUUUUGGAACAGGUGUACAAUGCCCUAUCUGUAUUCAUUGGUUACUGGCAGGGUAACUUUCCCAGCCCAAGAUAAACACUUCACUGUUCAGUCAGAAGAAACAGAAUAGGUAGAAAAUGGUUUUUGUUUAUUAUGUAAACAUGACUUACAGAAUUCUGUACAAUGGAUGGAUUAAAGGCAUUUAAUAUUUGUAAUUCAUACUAACUGUAGAAAUGGCCCUAAAGCAUGCUGCAUAACUAGUAAUUUAUAUUUUCAUUAUUAUAAAUGUUAUAUUAAUGAUUUUGCUUUGAUUGCAUCAAAUUCGUCACCAUUUCAUAGCAACAAUAUUGUUCUGUUUUUUUCCUCUGACUUCCCUAAAACAAUCUCCUUUAAUAUGGAUAGAAAUUGUCAUUGGAAGAGAAUCCAGUGUCUCUGUUCAUUAUCCCCACAUAUCAGUUAUUAUCGAUUUUGUGAAUACUGUGUAGAGUUCAUAUGCUGACUCCAUGGAUAUGUACAUUGAGAAGAGAGUGAUUAUUAUUUUGCCAUUAGUUCAAAAUAAUGUCACUGCAGUCUGGAUAAGUUACACAUAUUUGAAAUAAAAUCUCUGAAAAGAUUAAGCAUACUUAAAUGCUAUUAAAGUGCAGAGCAGUAGGGCUUGAGUGUUUCACACCAUUUAAUACACACAUUUAGAUGAUGGUUUUCUUUGCUAACAUAUUGUUAAAUAUUGUUUUCAGACAUACUGUAAUUUAAAAUUAGUGUGAGCAUUUGUUGUAAAUUUACAAAAAAAUUCAAUAAUGUUCAAAUUCUCAGGAAUUAAGGACUAACCAUAACUUUGUCAGUUCUAAUUAAGUUUGUAAAGGAUGGCAAGUUUAUUACUUCACUUGAAUGGGGCUCCCCCAAUUCUAAGAAAAUAUAUGUAUAAUAAAACAUUAAUAAAUACAGUUUUAAUAAUUUACUUCCCCUGGAUGUUUAUGUUCAAAAUUGAAUGUCUUAAACCAGUACUUCUUAACAUUAACCUUUUUGGAGUUCCCUCUAAUAAAAUAUAGGGAAUCUAUCUUUAAAAAAAAUCCUUGCAUGCACAUAGGCAGAAAUUUCAAGUAUAAAAUUGGUAUUGGUUCCUCUCUAUAUAUCCCAGGUGAAGAACUCGUACUUUCCUUUGUACAUUCUUGAUCUUUCCAUUGCUUGCUAUUUUCAAAUAAAAAGAACCCACAUGAAUUUUUAUUUUGAAUCCUAUUCCUGGGAAGGGAUCCUUGGUUUACAGUGUUUAAUGUUAGAAAAACUAUUGCCAUUUACAAACAUGAGUUGAACUGAAAUGGUAAUAAUAAAUGAGAGCCUUUUAAAUACAGUUGACCCCUGAACAGUAUGGGUUUAAACUGUGUGGGUCCACAUACAUGCAGUUUUCAAAAAUAAAUACAGUAUAGUAUGAUAAAUGUAUAUUUCUCUUCCUUACGAUUUUAAUAGCAUUUUUCUCUAGCUUUAUUGUGAGAACAUAGUAUGUAAUACAAAUAACAUAUAUAAUGUGUUCAUUGUAAGGCUUCCAGUCAACAGUAGGCUCUUAGUUAAGUUUUUGGGGAGUCAAAAGUUACAUACAGGUACUUGAUUGCAUGAGGGCUUGGUGCCCCUCACCUCCGUGGUGUUCAAGGAUCAGCUGUACUACCCUGGAGAAAUUGUUUUUGGUAAAGUCUGGUUGCUGCUCCUUUGCUCUUCUGAGGUAGUAAAUUUGUAAGAUUGGGGGAAAGGUGGGAUAAUACCAUCACAUACAUUAUCCUGUUACUUUUUGAUGGCUAAAUGUAAAAAGAUUUUAACUAAUUUUAACUAAUUUUAUUUUUUUUCCAGCUAAAGUUUGAAGUUUCAUACUGAUGGUAUUCCUUUUAAGAAAGUUUUAACCCUACAAUUUCAAGUUUUUAGAUGUUAGGAAGACUUUAACAGGUUAUUAGAGAUUUCAGAUUAAAAAAAAAAAAAAGGAUCCAGAAGAAGUGCACA